Molecule: messenger RNA, 804 nt
Organism: Salarias fasciatus (jewelled blenny)
Lineage: Eukaryota; Metazoa; Chordata; Actinopteri; Blenniiformes; Blenniidae
Gene: ppp1r3g
Product: protein phosphatase 1 regulatory subunit 3G
Exons: 1
Coding region: 1-804 (267 amino acids)
Biological process (GO): regulation of glycogen biosynthetic process
Cellular component (GO): protein phosphatase type 1 complex
Molecular function (GO): glycogen binding; protein phosphatase 1 binding
Source: RefSeq, a predicted model, not a curated record
AUGUCCCGCUCACCGCAGCCGCAGUCCCGGGACCGGAGCAUGGAGAACGGGCUGGAGGAGCUCAACGAGGAGGAGGACGAGGAGGAGGAGGAGGAGAUCCUGGACGAUGAGGUGGACGCGUCUCAUCUGGAGAGGUUCAUGCGGGACCGGAGGAGGGCUCGGUCCCUGCCAGCCUGCCUGCUGGACGGCGUCCCGGGGAGCAACGGGAGGAAGAAGUCGGUGAAGUUCGCGGACUCGAUGGGUCUGAGUCUGGCCAACGUCAAGCACUUCAGCACGCUGGAGGACCCGCAGAUCCCCAGCAAGGUGCUGUCCCGGCACCGCAGCUUCCCUCCGCCGCAGCAGGAGCGCCGCGGGGACCUGGGCCACGGCUUCAAGCCGCCCGGCACGGACCGGCUGGUGACCUGCUUCCCGGAGCUCCGGGACGCGGAGCGCAGAGCGCAGCGGCUCCGGGUCUGCCUGGAGCGGAUCGUCAUCUCCCAGUUCGACGUGCGCGGGCAGAUCCGGGUCCUGGACGACAGCGGGGACAAGGAGGUCGGGGUCAGGUACACCUUCAACGACUGGCUGUCCCACGUGGACGCGCAGGCCGUGCCCGCGGACGAUGCGGGGCUGCCGGGGGAGCGCUUCGUCUUCACCGUGUACACGCCGCCCUUCAUGGACCCCAGCUCGGCCGUGCACCUGGCCGUGUACCUGAAGAGCGAGCGCGGGGAGUUCUGGGACAACAACGAGGGUCAGAACUACACCCUCCGGUACCGCUGCAUGCUCAGCGACGCGCAGUUCGUCAGCGCUGCGUUCCACGCCACCUGA